CGCAGGGACAAUAUAACGGGCGCUUUAAUUCUGGAUAUUCGAGUGUUAUCUCUCCGAAGCGAUGAAAGAGAAGACUGCCUGCUUGGGGUCGCGUAGAUCGAUGGGGAUCGAUGGACGGAGGCAGCCAUAUUUCUAGUGCAAGUUCUCCCCCUCUCCUCUGUCUCUCCGGCUGUGUGAGUGAAUGUCCAACAUGGAGCAAGUUUUCUGCUCCUUCUCCUUCCUCCUAGUCUUCUUUUCUCUUCUCUCCUCAUGCACAGGGAUUCGGUGCUACGAAUGCAACUCGAAGCGGGAUCCCGGUUGUGCGGAUCCGUUCACGGCCACAUACAUCGAAGCCGUGGACUGUGAUCAGAAAUUAAUGCCGCAUCUGGGAAACGUCUCCUCCUCGCUCUGCCGGAAAAUCGUCCAGAGGGUUGGAGACGAUUUUCGCUACGUGCGAUCUUGCGGAUGGCUGGGAAAAGCCACGUUGGAGGAUGGCAGACAUUGUUACACUCGAGCCGGCACGUUCAAGGUUCAGAUCAUGUAUUGUUCCUGCGAUGGAGAGGAAUGCAAUCACGCAUCCACCUCAACUGACACCUACGCCACGCUCUUGAAAGCUUUCGCUUUCCUCUUCCUUAGCCAGAUCGCAGCAUUGCCACUAUGAUGUUCAUACCCCACAACGUGUGGCCUUAGAUCAACAUCGUAACUAUAACCUCACUGCACAGGGCCAAGAGGUGACGACAGUACGUGAGACGAGAGAGAAAGACAGAAAAAAUAUAGGAAUUAUAUUACCGUCCCACGAAUUCAGAUGCGAUGACGUCAGAUAUACGUAAAUAGCUGGCUUCCGUUGUAGUCGUUCGUUAGGAGAAAUGGAAUAUAUGACAGACUGUGCUUCAACGACAUGUAUGCAAGAUGGAUGAAAAACCAAUUAUUGAAUGCAUGCAUGCAUGAACAGUAAAGCUCUUCGAUCUUACUUGGAAGUUUUUUAAUAAUGCAUUUUGGGCAAUUUCUUCUGUGUUCACCGUUCACUCUGCCCCUCUUCUAAUGCCAUUGUUUCUCAUAGUUUCAUCGUGUGGAGCAAUAAAAAAGGAAGAGCUCCUCUGGAGUUUGACUUGUUCUUGUUGGUUUCUUUUUUUAUUAUAAGUUUUUCACAUAUGUGUACAGCUGACGGGUUUAUUAAGUUGUAUUUUUUGCACGAAGAACCGAUAUUCCCCAAGCACAAAUUCCAUUAUUCUCUCCCACUCCUUAUCCCCCAAAACAUAUCACAAUUGACACAUCCCU
Messenger RNA from Darwinula stevensoni, 1257 nucleotides. The record is from the annotation of a GenBank genome assembly. NCBI's taxonomy places the organism in Eukaryota, Metazoa, Arthropoda, Ostracoda, Podocopida, Darwinulidae.